CAGUGAAUCAUGCACGUGAUCUCCUUCCUUCUCACCUGCUGCAAAGACGCGACUACUCUAUCAUACCUAGGCAGGUAAUUCAACCAUCCUGUGUCUCUAUUUAAUAAUAUUAACCUGGCAUCUUACUCUGUAUUAAGCCUCGGAUUGUCUACUUGGCAUUAGAUAGCACAACACCAUGGCUGCCCUGGUCGGGUAUGCGAGCAGUGACGAAGAUGAAGAAAUCCAAGACGAACAGCCCAACGUCUCAAUAACUGCACCUGGGGACAAGCCUACCCCAAGUACGGAAAGCAAAAACGCCCAAGAGUCAAACUCCAACACGAAAACGCCCCAAGCGGAGGACACCUCUGCUCCUGCCCCGGGGCCUCAACUGCCACCACCAGAGGCCCUACAAGAUGCGCCGGUGCUGGGCCCCAGCCUUCCCACGAACGGCCAAGAUCUGGCCGCAAUGGAGGUCGACGCCACACCCGAACCGUCCGUGCCGCCGUCCCAUCCCGCAUCUCCAUACUCGGCCAACCGCGCACUGCUUCGGGACCUGACCCUCCCUCCGGUGCCGAACCUGGACGUGCCGCCAUCCCCGCCCGGCUCCCCGCCGCGAAGCCUGCCGGCGCUGACAGCCAAGUUUGAGACGUUCCUCGACUUGAAGCGCAAAAAGGGCACGCACUUCAACGCGCGCCUUGCGCAGUCGGCGGCCAUGCGCAACCCGGCCCUGAUGGACAAGCUAAUGGGGUUUGUCGGGCUGGAGGAUCCCAUGGCAGCCGCGGAGACUGCCAAGGCUGGUGGGGCGGCGGCCGCCGCGGCGACGGGUGGCGGUAACUCCAUGGCCGAUCAGUACAUUACCAUCCUCCCGCCUAACCUCUGGGACCCAACGGCGUUCCCGCAGUGGGCUUUCCGUGGUGGGCUACGGGAGGCGCAGGAGAAGGUGCAGAAGCAAAGGGAGGCGGAGAGGGCGAGUGGCCGGAGGGAGCCUGUCGAGUUUGUCCCUGCCUCUGCGCAGUGAUUAUAGGGUUGGCCCCAUGGAGUGAUGGUGGUGAUCGACACCGGGUUUGACAAGCCUAGAGCUCACGAUCUGACUGGGAAAUAAGUCAUGCACGAGAAGCUCGCCGCUCUGGCAUGUUCCCGGUUUCGGAUAGGAGGGAUCAUCAUGGUUUAUACGAGCCGCUCUCGGGAGGCUGCUAUUCAAAGCUCAUCAAUGUCUCCAACACUAUGCUCAACAAUCGGCUUGACGGGGCCCUGAUACUCUGCACUAGGCAUGAUCAAACGCAGGGCUUCACCGGCACGACACCUUGUUCGAUGUGUCGACUUCGGCACGACAACAUUCACCAAGCAUAUUCGCGACGUUACGAGCGAGUCAAGUCAAGCCACACGGCUACAUUGGGAUUUUGGACACCAGGAGAUGGCUUGUAAUGCAAAAAAAAGUAUUAUUAAGAGUAAUGCCAGUUGCAAUCAUUUGCAUGCUGCCCGAGCGAUGCCGGAAAAAUCAUAUACAGUCAAAAACAAGAUACUCCGAUGAGGCAUCACUGCCUACAUUCAGGCAAGGGUAUCGCGCAAGGGAUGAAGUGGAUGAGUGGGGGAAACGGAAAGAGAGAAGAGACAUGAUGGAGAAAGAAAACAUCCUUCUCGAUUGAGCCGCCCAAGACGCUGCCACCGCCUGCUGUUAAUAAAAGAAAAACAGUAUUAUUCAUUUUUCUGCCUAUAUAACCCAGCUAUGAUGUCUGGGAGCAGGGGAUCUUGAAGCCGAGGGCCUGGGAGAUGUCGAUUUCGACGGUCUGGUUGGCGCUGGCGAGCGAGUCGGCAAAGUAGGGCAGGGGCUGGCCGUGGUUCACCACCUUCUUUCCGCGCAGGCCAAAGGUGAGCUUGCCGGUCUCGCAGGCCGGCCUCUUGGUCAUGGCCGCCACGACGGCCUCGUUGCUGACCUUGGCCGUCAUGGGAAACACGUUGUCGCCGGGCCUGAUGGUCAUAUUGUUGAUGUACACCUCGCCCACGUCCUGGUCGCCCAGGUAGUUAAAGAAGGUCGCGUUACCCUGGAUAGUGGUGGUCAAGUCAGCAAUUUGUAAAAAGAGGAAAACAACAGGUUCUCGGAAUUGCUUCUGCGCAUGCCGACAUUCACUUGUUUUUGGGGGCAUUUAUAUGAGACGAGAUUGUGUCUUAACGUCGGCUAAACCCGAUUCGAAAAUACACAAAAGGAUGACUUACCACUUCGAAAGUCACGUGGGACUGGUUGGGAAUCGUAACAGUUCCCUGGAAGUUUGCGCCGUUGUCUUCAGUGUGGUUCCCGGUGAUGAUCUUGGGGUCGCUAACACUGGUGCCCUUGAACAGGUUCAGACCGGGCAUGGUGGUCGUCUUCUUGAAGACAACGGGGUAGUCGCGGGCGAUGCCGUCAACGCGCACGGAGGUGUCGCCCUUGAUGGUGACCCUCAGGGUGUUGUUCAGCAGCAGCCACGUGUUGAAGACGGUAAAGGCCUCCAUGUCUUCAAUGUUGACAAACUGCUUCACGCUGACGUCCUGGGACGCGGCGCUCGAGGUCUCGGGGAACUGGAUUUUGGCAAACGGCCUCUGAGGCGCCCAGUCCUCGAGGUACAUGACGCCCUCGAACGGCGCGACCUUGGCGUGCACCUUGCCGUCGGUCCGGAUGCCGCUGUCAAUGGUCAUGGUGAAGUUUUGCGUCUGCGUGUCGAGCGCCUUGAUGUCGCGCACGUCGAGCUCGGCAGCGUUGAUCUUGUCCUGCGCGAUCUUGGGCACGGCCACGAGGAUUCUAUUUUUGGGAGACGGUUCCGUUAGUUGUGAUGAUUUCUAGACCCUUUGUGCGGUAAAACCUCCAGGCUGCACCCCCUCCCGUUCCUUGUCGUCUGAUGAUAUCAAGCGACUAUGCGGUCAUGAAAUUUCCAUGAGAGACGGUUUCAACCACCCGCAGUAUCCGAGCUACACCUCGGCGAAUGCUCAACACCUUCUCAACCACAAAAAAAAAAAAAAAAAAAAAAAAAAAAAAAAAAAAAACGAAAAAGAAUAAGAAAAAAGACUUACACAACGGGGACCACAAUAACAAUGAUAACAAUCAAAGCUAUCAGGUAGACCCACCAGAAGCGUCCGCAGUGGCCGAUGCACCCGCGCUUUCUGGGCUUGCCGCUGGUGUUUUCAUGGGCAACGAUGCCCUCGCGCGCAAUGUCCUUGUCUGACAUGUCUGCUGUGUUGUCUGUUUCUCUUUUUUCCUCUUUGACUUCGUCGGGGACUUGUUUUGUACGUUUGGCGCAGACCUGUUUGUCCUCAAAACUGGAUGCGGAGGUUCAAGUACGCCAAGCCCUGGGGAACAUGCAAGGGGAGCAAGAGAAGAGGAAAUCAGAAGAGAGCUCUUUUGUUCAACUGAGGGAGGACCCUGAUGGAGUAUUAAGAGCAAUGCGGGAGCGAGAGAGUUCUAGAGAGGCACAUGGGCCACACCUGGCAUUUCCGGGGGGGCAAAGGGGAGGGGGGCUCCUUUGGCGAUACGCGCCCAAAUAGACAAAUUAUAAUGGUAGUAAUUGGUGAUCACAGGGGAAGUCAAACCCUGGAGAAGCAGUGAAGUGGAUCUGGGGGAUAGGUUCAUGGGAAAGGGAAAGGAUAGUGUGGGGUGGGAGGCUUGCUUGUUUUUUAUUCUUGGUCUUGGAGCUCGCGAAAAGAAGGCCAACACGUCGAGAAGGGGAAAAAAUCAUUUCGGUGGAGGCAUCUUUUCGUCGAUCUCCACAUGGGCCGGGGGCCAGAAGGCUGGAUGUGCCUCGGCCCUUUGUGUGCAAUAGGCAAGGCGAGUGGAGGGUUCGAGUAGCAUUUACUAGAAAAACCGACGUCAAGGCCAGGGAAUGAAUGAGUUGGUUUAGCUAACCCUUGCCGGGAUCUGUAUUGGAACAUCCGCGGUAAGCCCUGUUUUAUGGCAAACGUCGGAGUCGGGGUCGUUGGGCGGUACAAAAAAAGAAACAAAAACAAAACGUACAGCUGCACAAAACCUGCAAGGUAAGGGUAUAGCUAAUUAAUCAUUUCUGGCAAGGUUUAGGAGCUGCAAGGCCGUUUGUUUCUCUAGUG
Molecule: messenger RNA, 4047 nt
Organism: Pyricularia oryzae 70-15
Lineage: Eukaryota; Fungi; Ascomycota; Sordariomycetes; Magnaporthales; Pyriculariaceae
Exons: 3
Coding region: 176-997 (273 amino acids)
Biological process (GO): regulation of DNA-templated transcription
Cellular component (GO): nucleus
Source: RefSeq, a predicted model, not a curated record